Messenger RNA from Anarrhichthys ocellatus (wolf-eel), 3990 nucleotides. RefSeq names its product sorting nexin 17 (gene snx17). Gene Ontology annotation, cellular component: early endosome. Gene Ontology annotation, molecular function: phosphatidylinositol binding. Lineage: Eukaryota; Metazoa; Chordata; Actinopteri; Perciformes; Anarhichadidae. The record is from RefSeq and is a predicted model, not a curated record. The coding region runs from base 600 to 2018 and encodes 472 amino acids. Gene Ontology annotation, biological process: signal transduction; endocytic recycling; intracellular protein transport. The transcript is spliced from 17 exons.
UUGGAUGAUCUUAUAAGAUUCAAAAUAUAUAAAAAAAACAUUUCAGUGACAAAUGUAUGUUAUUGUAUUAUAGCGUUAUGCAUUCCUGUGUGAGAUGUGUGACGGAAAUUAUGCCUGUUUUGCCUUUUUUUCGUACCCGCGAAGAGUGAACCACCCCCCGCGGCUGAAAAUUAGAUGGUUUCGCCCAGAGGGAUUGUUGCAAUGCCUCUUGAUGGGCCACCAGAUACACUGAACACAGAAUGACUUAAACGGCGCUGGUACAUCUUCCUUCUCUGCGAUUUCUAUCACGUUUUACCUAUGAGUUUCCUCCGUCGUCGUUUAUAUUUUUCUUCCGCAAAUGAAGCAACUGCACCUUUUACGGCGAAACUUCAUCUGGUUACGCUAAUGAAUACAGGCACCUGUGCACGUUGCAACUCAAACAUCACACCUGGCAGCGCUUUACUCGGACUACAAACCAGCGGAUAGACCGUGUGAGAGCCGCCUCCUCCUCCGUAGUCACCGCCGACAGUCACUGCAGUGGACUUAUCGUGGUGUCUUCCUCUCCAUCGUAAAGCUGUGGUGGCGUUAAAGAGAAGAGGACUGGUCGUCUGACGCUAAAAAUGCAUUUUUCCAUACCCGAAACGGAGGUUCGUUCGGGAGAAAAUGGAUCAACCUAUGUGGCCUACAACAUCCACGUCAACGGCGUGCUGCACUGCCGGGUGCGCUACAGUCAACUCCUUGGCCUCCACGAACAGAUAAAGAAGGAAUAUGGCAGCAACGUGGUGCCUGCGUUCCCUCCAAAGAAGAUCUUCACUUUGACUCCUGCUGAGGUCGAACAGAGACGAGAACAGCUGGAGAAAUACAUGCAGGCCGUGCGUCAGGAUCCCUUGCUUGGAGCCAGUGAGAUGUUCAACAGCUUCUUAAGGAAAGCCCAGCAGGAGACGCAGCAGAUUCCCACAGAAGAUGUCGCUCUAGACAUCUGCCUCUCCAACGGUCAGAAGGUUACCGUCAACAUUCUGACUUCAGAUCAGACGGAGGACGUCCUUGAUGCUGUUGCAACAAAGCUCGACCUUCCAGAUGACCUGGUCGGUUACUUCAGCCUCUUCCUCGUCCGUGAAGGUGUGGAUGGAGGUUUAACAUUUGUGCGGAAGCUGCAGGAGUUUGAGCUGCCUUAUGUAUCCAUUACCAGCUUGCGGAGCUCUGAGUUUCACAUACUCCUACGGAAAAGCUACUGGGACAUGGCGUACGACGGGGACGUCAUGGACAACAGAGUUGGCCUGAAUUUGCUAUACGCCCAGACAGUGUCUGACAUUGAGCGAGGCUGGAUACUCGUCAACAAAGACCAGCACAGGCAGCUCAAGUCACUUCAGGAGAAAGGCUCCAAGAAAGAAUUCAUCCAUCUGGGUCAGACUCUCAAAUAUUAUGGCUAUAUCAAGUUCGACCCUUGUAUCACCGACUUCCCCGAGAAGGGCUGCCAAGUCAUCGUCAGCGCCGGCAACAACGAGCUCAACUUCCACGUCAAGCUGCCCAACGAGCAGAUCAAGGAGGGAAGCUUCAAGGUGACUCGCAUGCGGUGUUGGCGAGUCACGUCCUCCCAAGUCCCGAUAGCCAACGGCACCACCAAUCCCUGUAGCGCGUCCAAAUGCGACGUCAAACUGGAGCUGGCCUUCGAGUAUCUGAUGAGCAAGGACCGCCUCCAGUGGGUCACCAUCACGAGUCAACAGGCUAUCAUGAUGAGUAUCUGCCUUCAGUCUAUGGUGGACGAAUUAAUGGUGAAGAAGUCAGGCGGCAGCAUUAAGAAGAUGCUGAGGAAACGACACAACGGCUCCAUCCACCGGUCAGACAGUCAGCAAGCUGUGAAAUCUCCCCCUCUACUGGACUCUCCUGACCCAAACCGUGAGCAAAUCGUCAAACUCUCAACCAAGCUGAGCUCGGUGUCCCUCCGAGGGGUCAGCGCCUCCAACUCAGCAAAUGAUAUCAGCGGCAAUGAUUUCCAUGGCAACUACGCUUUCGAGGGAAUCGGGGAUGAUGACCUGUAACCCCCCCCCGACUCGCCCUCCCCCCCCCCACACACCCCCCCUCUUCAUUCCACUGUCAGCGACCGGGACGACAAAGAUUACAAGCUGAGCCCAGCGGGCCACACACACACCCUCCGAUUCUGCAAGAUUGUAGCUUCUUUCUGGAGAAACUGCUGCCUUAAGCUCUCACUUAAUCUUUGACCGAGUUCCUUUUUCUUUUAGUUCCAAUCAUCCUAUCCAACGGCCGCUUUGUCCCGAUGUUAUUAAACGCGUGGCAGCGUACAGUAAACAGCAUGUAAAGCUACAGGUACGCAGAUAGGGAUGCUUUAUCGUUUGUUACUGACAAACUCCUCCCUCAGUUUCACUCACAAAGGAUGACUGUCUCAUCGACCGUAGGUACAAAGUAAAUUAAUAUAUUAUAAACCUGGCUAGAUCCUGGGUUCUUCCCCUGCCGGCUGCAUGUUCCCCACCAAACGCAUGUUCCCCACCAAACGCGACCCAUUCACUGGACCCAGAGUCCAGUGAAUGUGUUGAAGUCUGAUCUCACUGUAGACUAUUCAGAGCAACCGCUUACUUGUGUUGAUGAUCAAUGUUUGGCUUGGCUAUAUACCAAAAUGUCAUGUUUGGUUUUUUUUUAUACCGUUAGUGAUCCUCUGUGUGUCAUGCUACUCAAGUCAGCGAAUAGCUCAGCAGGAUACCAGUGGUGUGUUCAGCUCACGUCAACUCAUGCCGCCUUCAGAAAUAGUCUGACGCCUUAACUUUUUACUUUCUUUGCCUUCGCGGGUUAACUCGUCAUCUAACAAGACAUCGGGUUGAAGUUUCGAAUACUCGGCAGUGUCGGCCGGUGUUGCCUAGAAUCUUGCAGAACUUGGUAAAUGGUUGCACUUGCUGAACCCAUCGUUUUUGCACAGUAUUACAGGUGGAGAUGAGCAUUUGAGUGGAAGCUCGAGCGUGACUUAAAGCAUUGUGUGGAGAUUUAUUUUUCCAUCUGUAAAAUCCAUCAAUGAUUUUUUUUUCUUUUUUCUUUUUUCAAACAAUUUUUUUAAAGGUUUCUCAUCAAUGCCAAAUUAUAGUUUACUAAAGCAUUUUGCACAAAAUAGACAUAAAAAUUAUGACUGUCACUUUUUAUAUUAUGUACAUGCAAUUAAGUAUUCUGAACAUUUACUAAUAUCUUUAUCACCAAUAGCUUAUUGUAAUCAAAUAGAUCAAAUGUAAUCUAAGCUGUAUAGGCCAACAAGUUUAACGUAUCAUUGUUUACAUAAUGUUUAGGGGACUUUAUUAGUUUUAAAUGUAAAGUGUUUACAAAUUUUGCAUCCGAUUUUUCUUUUGUCUCGUUUCUUUAUUAAGGCUGUGAGCGAUGGUUGUUGGGAGCUUUUGGUUCAUUGUAAUUUGUAUGUACAUUGUGCCAAUCAUCUCAGAGGAUUCAGUUGAACAGGUGCUUUGGUGAAAGUGGCUCAUGUGAUCUCAAUUGCUGGAGUGAACAAAGUUCAUGAGGAAGCAGCCGACAAAAUGAACAUAUCCCGCUGUUUUAUAAGACACUUCAUAACAUAUUUUCUAUCGCUGUGGCGUCUGUUGCACUGCGUCUCGGGCUCGCUUUCGAAGCCUCUAAAUGUAAAUCGAUGCCGACCUGUCGACAGCUUUACUCUCACUGGUAGCCAGAACUGUAGAACAAAUAUUUUCUCAGUCUACUAAUUGUCUUGUUCCUUCACUGCUGUGCUUCUUCUUCUUCUUCUGUCUUCAGUUGCAUUUACAGUGUGGAUGCCACUAUUCAUGUUUAUCUUCAUGAUUCCUGUGCACGUACAUGGAACCUGCGAGGUCCUGGGUGUUAAUAAAUGUGUAGGUGCCAAAUUUAAAGUGCAUUUAUCAUCAUCGCUUUCCCAGAAAAUGUCAAAUUUCAUGAUGAUUGUAUUGUCUAGAUUCAGUUCACUUUUCAUUUUAGUGGUGAGGUCAGUGACAGCUGUCAUGAUGCUGAAAUAAACUCUAAUGUAGGCGA